AUGGCAACGGCCUGGAGUAGAAGCAGACUCGGUUUACGCGAGUCAUGGCCACUGCACCACCCCCAACAAUACUUCUGCUACUAUCUUCCUCCUGUCUGGCUCAUUAUCAGUCUGGCCUUCUUCUUUCUCAUGGAGGUAUCUGGAGUAGAAACGAGAGUACUCAUGAGCAGCAAGGGGUGCUUGGAGAGGGAGAGGGACGCUCUCUUGCUUUUCAAAGCCGCCAUCAAAGAUCCUUCAGCCCGCUUGUCUUCGUGGCGUGCCCAAAUGGACUGCUGCGCAUGGACUGGCGUCGUCUGCCACAACAGAACGGGCAGCGUACGAGUGGCCGAGCUCAACCUUGGAAAUCCAAAUGAGGGAACCAAUUGGAGGGGGUACAGAUUGAGGGGUGAGCUGCUGCAUCCUUCAUUAUUGUCUUUAAAGCAUUUACAAAGCUUAAAUCUGAGUGGCAAUGACUUUGAGGCCACCCAAAUUCCAACACUCGUUGGUUCUCUUCACCCACUGAGGUAUCUUGAUCUUUCUUACACCAACUACAGUGGAACCAUUCCUCCUCAUCUUGGAAACUUAACUAAUCUUCGUCUUCUUUAUCUCAGCCCAUAUUAUAAUUCUGCCAAAAUUGUUGUCCACAGCCUAGACUGGCUCUCCGGCCUUUCUUCUUUGAAGUUUCUGGACAUGUCGUUUUUGGAUCUCAGCGCUGCCUCCCAUAAUUGGGUAUCAGCAAUCAACAUGUUACCUUCCCUACAACAAUUAAUUCUAUAUGAUUGUAGUCUUAGUAAUAUUAUCCCCCUCCCUCUAAAUUCCCAUCUCAAUCUCACUUCUCUCCUGACUCUUAAUCUUGGUCGGAACAACUUCAACUCUUCUUUUCCCAACUGGUUGUUUAAUCUCACGAGCCUCUCGUCUCUUCAACUUGAUUACUCUGGAAUUCGAGGGGCAUUGCCUAAUGAACUUGGCAACUUAAUCAGCCUAACAUAUCUUGAUCUUUCCUGGAAUUUGCUCCAUGGUCCCCUUCCUGAUGGGCUUAUGAACUUAUCAAGCUUGUCCACACUGAAGUUAAAGAAUUGUUCACUUUCUGGACCAAUACCAAUUGAGAUUGGUAAAUUGUCCAACCUAAAUGUUCUUGACCUCUCUUUUAAUUCCUUUAAGGGUGAAGUUACUGAGCUCCACCUUUCCAACCUAACUAAACUAGUGGUCUUGUCAUUGAUUGAAAACCCCGUCCUUACUAUACCAGUAAAACACACUUGGACCCCUCCUUUCCAGUUACUAAGCAUUAGCUUAGGUAAUUGUAAGUUAGGUCCUGAAUUUCCUGCAUGGCUCCGUUCACAACAAUCCCUCACGGAGAUUAUGUUGUGCGAUACAAGUAUUGAGGGUAACUUGCCUGAAUGGGUUUGGAACUCUUUUUCCAACAUUACUUUUCUAGAUCUCUCGAACAACAAAAUUACUGGUACUUUGCCGGCAUCCUUAGAGAGUUUGAAUAAACUAUCCACUCUAAGUCUUGGUUCAAAUCUACUUGAAGGUCCAAUUCAUCAUUUGCCACCCAGCAUACAUUUUCUAGACCUAUCUUUUAAUGCUUUUUCAGGGCCACUGCCACCAACCUUAUUCAUGCCUCAAUUAAAUGUUAUAUUUCUCUCACAUAAUCAUAUUAAUGGAAGCAUACCAUCCAAUGUCUGUAAUUCUCAUACACUUGAAUACCUCGGCUUAUCAAAUAACAAAAUAUCUGGAGAAAUUCCUCAAUGUUGGCAGGAGGGUUCAUUUCUUAAAUAUAUUCAUUUGGGAAACAAUAUGCUCUCUGGAGAAAUUCCAAGCUCUCUGGGCAACUUGACGAGACUUCAAUUCUUGCACUUGAAUAAUAAUAAUUUAAAAGGUGAUCUCCCAUCAUCAUUGCAAGAUUGCAAACAGUUAGCGAUUGUUGAUCUUGGUAACAAUAAAAUCUCUGGAAAUAUACCUUCAUGGAUUGGACAAAGCUGGCAGCAGUUGCGCAUUCUUCAACUCCGUUCAAAUAUGUUCGAUGGCAAUAUUGAUCCAAAACUUGGCUAUUUGAAGGAUUUGCAAAUUAUUGACCUUGCAAAUAAUAAUUUAUCCGGGCCAAUACCAAAUAAAGCUAAUGGAGGUUGUGCAGAUAUGCUAAAAGAGGAAACGACACAAAUUAUCGUACAGCCUAGACUGGCUCUCCGGCCUUUCGUCGUUGAUGUAUCUGGACAUGUCCUUUUUGGAUCUCAGCGUUGCCUCCCAUAA
Zingiber officinale is the source of this 2229-nucleotide messenger RNA. RefSeq names its product receptor-like protein EIX2. Bases 1 to 2229 code for a protein of 742 amino acids. Gene Ontology annotation, molecular function: protein binding. The record is from RefSeq and is a predicted model, not a curated record. Lineage: Eukaryota; Viridiplantae; Streptophyta; Magnoliopsida; Zingiberales; Zingiberaceae. The transcript is spliced from 2 exons.